AUGGCAGCAGAGGGACUACUUGCGAGAAACGCGAACGCAAAAUCCCAAUGGCCCUCGGUUUCUGAAAACGAAAGUGUCUCAGUCGACAACUCCUAUGAGGAUGAUCUUUAUGACGGAUCUGCAUUUGAGCAAAUAUACCUCGAAAAAUCUAGGGUUGUUUCGAAGGCAAUUGACGAAAUUGGCUUCGGAAAAUAUCAAGUUGGAUUGUUUAUAGUAGCAGGAUUUGGUUGGUUUUCAGAUAACGCGUGGCCCGUAGUUACCAGCUUGUUGCUUCCUAGACUACAAGAAGUCGAUGGAGUGCACCCACCGAGUGCUGGAAGAACACCAUUAAUUACUUUGGCUCAAAACCUGGGACUCUUGGCAGGCGCCUUGUUUUGGUCUCUGUCAUCCGAUGUCAUCGGUAGGAGAUGGGCUUUCAACCUUACGUUUCUGUGGACAGCAAUUUGGGGUAUUGUUGCUGGCUCAUCACCUAACUUUGCAGCUUUGGGAGUAUUUGCGGCCCUUUGGAGUUUCGGUGUGGGAGGGAAUCUUCCUGUUGACUCUGCAAUUUUUAUCGAAAACUUGCCUUCGAAAUACAACUAUUUGUUAACGGUUCUGAGUAUUUUUUGGGCUUUUGGCCAAAUCGUUACAAAUCUCCUCUCAUGGGCCUUGAUUACCAACUUUUCUUGCGAAACGGAUGUUGUGCACAAAAGUUGUAAUUGGGGCUGGAGAUAUUUUCUGUUUGCAAUGGGCGGAUUAACAUUUUUAUUGUUUGCGAUUCGGUUUGCUUUUAGAGUUCUUGAAUCUCCUAGAUUCCAUAUUUCUCGGGGCGAUAAUGAGGCCGCUAUUGCUACGUUGCAUCAGAUUGCUAAAAUUAAUGGUAAAGAGACGAGCAUCAAGCUCGAAGAUUUGAUGGAAAUCGAUAGACGCUACCACAAGUAUGAAAACACAGAAAAUGAUGAUAGUGGCUUGCUAUCCGGAAGGCAAAUAGUGCGGAAUAAACUAGCAAAGUACGGCUCGGAACAUAUCAAGGCUCUAUUUGGAUCUAGGAAACAAGCGUACUCAUCACUUAUGGUCAUAUUCGUGUGGGCAAUUAUCGGUCUUGCAUUUCCCCUGUACAAUGCUUUCAUACCAACUUACUUGUCCGAGAGAGGGAACGCAAAUGAGUCAUUAAGCGUGGCGUUAACUUAUAGGAACAGUUUGAUUAUUGCUGUGAUGGGAAUUCCAGGCGCUAUCAUUGGUGGUAUAUGCGUUGAAACAAAGCUGGGAAGAAAAGGUAGCCUUUGCCUUUCAAUGAUAAUAACCGGAAUUAUUUUAUUUGGAUCAACAACAUCGAAAACCAGUAAUUCUUAUUUGGGCUGGAACUGUGGAUUCAGUCUUGUUUCAAAUAUAAUGUAUGGGGUACUAUACGCAUAUACACCGGAGAUUUUCCCAUCGAAGGUAAGAGGCACAGGUGUGGGUAUAGCUGCCAGUGCCAAUCGUGUUUUAGGGAUAUUCUCUCCCAUCAUUGGUAUGUACGCCAACCUGGAAACCUCAGCCCCUAUCUUCGUCAGCGGGGCACUGUUUAUUUUAGCAGGUGUCAUUUCUGCAUUUUUCCCCUACGAAUCUCGAGGUAAGGCAACAUACUGA
Lachancea dasiensis is the source of this 1608-nucleotide messenger RNA. The record is from the annotation of a GenBank genome assembly. Lineage: Eukaryota; Fungi; Ascomycota; Saccharomycetes; Saccharomycetales; Saccharomycetaceae.